Molecule: messenger RNA, 2000 nt
Organism: Argiope bruennichi
Lineage: Eukaryota; Metazoa; Arthropoda; Arachnida; Araneae; Araneidae
Product: putative E3 ubiquitin-protein ligase UBR7
Exons: 1
Coding region: 109-1479 (456 amino acids)
Cellular component (GO): cytoplasm
Molecular function (GO): ubiquitin protein ligase activity; zinc ion binding
Source: RefSeq, a predicted model, not a curated record
UCUUGAAUUUUUUACGACUUCACCGAAAUCUCAAUGACAGACAAUUUCUUCAAUUAAAGUCAAUAAUACAUACUUAUUUUUUCCUAAAUAGUUUUAUCUUUUAUAAUAAUGGCAAGUGCUUCGCCAAAUUCCAACGAAGAGACUGAGCUUACGAUGUGUGAUGUUCUUGAAGAAGAACAAGAACUUGAAGAGGAUGCGAAUGCUGUUUUAGGCGGGAGUGAUGAUACUAAUUGUUCCUAUGACAAAGGGUAUGUACCAAGACAAGCACUGUAUGCCUGUACUACUUGCUCUGUUAAUGGUGAAGGAGGUGUCUGUUUAGCUUGUUGUUAUGCUUGUCAUGAUGGUCACGAAGUAGUAGAACUUUACACCAAGCGAAAUUUUAGAUGUGAUUGCGGAAAUAGUAAGUUCAAUGGUAAGGCUUGCACUUUAAAACCAGACAAAGAUGCAGUGAACUGUAAAAAUAAAUAUAAUCAGAAUUUUAAAGGGCUUUAUUGCAGUUGUAGCCGACCAUAUCCAGAUACGGAGGAUGAUACUCCUGAUGAAAUGAUUCAGUGCGUUAUGUGUGAAGACUGGUAUCAUGGACGACAUUUAGGGGUUAAAAUUCCUGAGGAUUAUUUUGAAAUGAUUUGUUAUAAUUGCAUGGAAGCUCAUAAGUUUCUUUAUGUAUAUUUGAAUAAGCAUGAGAUGAAAGUUGAUCCGAAUUCCAGUACCAAAGCUGAUGUGGACCAAAAGAAAACUAAAAUUGAAAAUAUUCCUUUGAAAUCGGAAUCUGUUGCAAAUGGGCAUGCUUCUAAAGAAGAAGAAUUUAUAGAUGUUAUCAAAGUGGAAGAAAGUGACAACUGUUCUAUUGAACAAGAAGUAAAAGUUGAUGAAAAAGCCGACAGUGCUUCCAUAAAAGAGGGACCUAUUGUAAAAUCUGAGGCAAAAGACUGUGAUUCAUCUCCUGAACUAAUCUAUCCAAGUUCUUCCAAUGAUAAAGAGUUAAAUCAUCAAAAUGGCACAACUGAUAAAGGAGCAGCUAUGCAAAUAAAAACUGAGUGUAAUGGUGAUUCUAAAGUACAGUGCAUCUUGAAAGGCAUCAAUGUUGACCAAUCUAUUUCAAGUGGUACUGCAUUUUGGCCAGAAAACUGGCGAAAUGAGUUGUGUCGGUGCUCUGAUUGUAUGGCUAUGUAUGAAAAAUACCAGUGUGUGUUUUUAUUAAAUCCUGAUGAUACCAUUCAGGCUUAUGAGGAACGAGGAAAGGGAGGAUCGAAAGAAAGUCAAUAUGACAGAGGAUUGUCGGCACUUGGUCGACUGGAUCGUGUGAAGCAAAUGGAGGCAGUCCGUGCUUACACGAAUAUGAAAGGCGAGUUGAAAGAAUAUCUUAAGCAGUUUGCUGAGAAUAAAAGAACAGUUUGUGAAAGUGAUAUUAAAGAAUUUUUUGAACGUAUAAGUAAGAAACAAAAACUAAGCAAUGGAGUGCCUUAUUUUUGUCGUUAACUUUUAAACUUCAUUUCAUAGAAUAAAUAUUGUCUGUAGUGAAAAAUUUUGUUGCCCAGUCAUUUUAUAGCUAAAUAUCUCAUUCAUUAAAUUUUAAUAUGUUAUAUACAGAUGUGGUUUUCUUCUAAAAUUUGCGUAUAUAUUACUUCAUAAAAGUUUACAUUUAAAUAUUGACUCUUAAAUAAAGUUUUUUAAAAUAACUUAUGAAAUACUCAUUGCAGUUUCAUUGUCAUGUGUCAUUUUAUCUUUAAGUGAUAUUUUAUUAAGAUAAACAAUUACAAUAUUAAUGUUAUCAGUUGUUAUUAAAUCCAGUAUUACCAACAAUUAUUAAUACUGCCAGUUACUUUUUUAUUAAUUAUUCUAUGAUAUAUUAAGUUUGUAAUUAUUAAAGAUGAAAAAUGUUUUCAUUAAGUGCAAGUAAAAUAUGAAAGUUAAUAUUAUACUGCAGUAUGUUAUCUUUAAUUACGUGUUGUUAAAAGUAGUUAUAAAUUUAAAAUCCAGAAAGGGAAAAAUGUAUAACA